UGCUGCUAUGAUAGAAAAAAUAGAACACAUAGAAGCGGCCGUCAAAAGCAGGCACAAGACUGUAGACGGUAUACAAGACGUAUUGUAUAAAGUGGCCAGGGAUGACCCAAACUUGGCACAAGCCUUAGAGAGGCUACUGAUGGACAGUGAUGACACCGUGGACAGUGAGGAAGACAGAACUAGCAGCCUGCAGGAGGUACUGCUGCCCACCAGUAUGUGCAAGCUGACCGAUAGACCGACACCAACCGUGGACUUCAAUGUCCAAGACGUUUUUGAAAACGGUUUACGACAGAAACAUGUGACUACCAAAUCUGAGAAAGAUUACAGCACUCUCCCACUAAAAAUAUUUGUGGUUCCAUUUUCACACAAUGACCCUGGAUGGCUGAGAACUUAUGACGACUACCUUGUCAAUUUAACAAGUCAUAUAUUGGACAAUAUGGUAGAAAAAAUGGAUAUAUACAAGGACAUGACAUUCAUCUAUGCCGAGCUUUCAUUCUUUGCUCCUUGGUUUGAAAGAAUCAGUCCUGAAAAACAAGCCAAAGUCAAACAGUACGUCAAAGAAGGCCGCCUGGAAAUCGUGACAGGAGGUUGGGUGAUGACAGACGAAGCGUCUGCCCAUUAUUUCUCCAUGAUUGACCAGAUGAUAGAGGGACACCAGUGGCUGGAGAACCAAUUAGGUAUCAAACCACAGAGUGGCUGGUCUAUAGAUCCCUUUGGCUACUCCUCCACUAUGGCUUACCUGCUUAAGAGGAUGGACUUUAAGAGCAUGCUUCUGCAGCGCGUGGACGCCAAGAUAAAAGCCGUGCAGAAACAGCGGAAGACGCUGGAGUUCAUGUGGAGACAACUCUGGGAUCCAAGGGGUGAAACCGACAUGUUCUGUCAUGUGAUGCCUGGGGGCCAUUAUGACGUCAUCAACACGUGCGGGGUCAAUGGACAUACAUGCUGCCUAUUCGACUUUAAGCGACAGAAAGGUGUUCUGUCUUGCAGUGGCCAAUUCGCCGGGAUGAUUGAUGAUAGCAAUGUGGAAAUGAAGUCCCAAAUACUUUUGGAGCAGUACAGAAAAAAGGCCAGUCUGUACAAAAGUAACGUCCUGCUUGUCCCCCUGGGUGAUGAUUUUCGUUACCUGAAGGCGGAGGAGUGGGAUCUUCAGUACACUAAUUACCAGAGGCUGUUCCAGUACAUGAAUUCACGCCCCGGUUGGAAUGUUCAGGCCCGUUUUGGAACGCUGACGGAUUAUUUCAACGCCUUGUACGAGCGAGUCGAGGUGCAGCCAGGUUCUACCGUGCCCGGCUUCCCUGUCCUUAGUGGCGACUUCUUCCCUUACUCGGAUCUUGGUCAGAGUUACUGGACUGGAUACUUCACUUCUCGGCCAUUCUAUAAGUACAUCAACAGGCUACUUCAGACUAAGCUCAGGGGAUCAGAGAUUUUGUUCACCAUGGCUCAAACAGCUUCCAAACAAAACCACCAUGAACAGUUUCCUGCCAGGACAUUGAUGCGGUAUCUGGUCAAUGCUCGACGAACGCUGGGUCUGUUCCAACACCAUGACGCCAUCACCGGGACAUCAAAGGACCACGUGGUCAGAGAUUAUGGAAAACUACUUAGCAAAGCAUUAAGUGAAGUUAAUACGGUAACGGAAGAGGCCGCCCACGUGUUAAUGACGAAGGACAAAACUCUAUACAAGUACAACAUAUCGGGCAAGUUUUUUGAAACGCAUGAAUACAUGAAAAGGUUCGACUCGAUUCCCGAGCAGCGCGUGAUAAACCUGCGACUCAGACCAAGACAAGUUGUAUUGUACAACUCCCUGGCACAUCAGAUGGUUCAAGUCGUGCGCGUGCUUAUUGACGUGCCGCACGUGGAGGUUAAAAGUCCCGGCGGGAACAUCAUUGCAAGCCAGGUGUCUCCGCACUGGGUGAACGACGGGGAUCAACCCUCCUCUGCUAUAUAUCAGCUGGCAUUCGUGGCCAGUGUACCUGCAUUGGGUAUGAGUACGUAUGCUAUAAGGCAAGUGGAAGCCAAGGAAAACUCCAGAAAUAGCUAUGCUUCAAUUGUUAUAUACAACAGUAACAGUGGUGCCCAACUACCUCAGCCCGAAGGGUCGUUCAUAUUCCCAAUAUUAAAGAGACGCGCUGAGGAAUUCGCCAUAGAAAAUAGUAGAGUAAAACUGAAGUUUGAAGCAACUGGAUUAUUAAAACUGGUAACAGAGAAAGCCAGCUGCGAGAGCACGGCAGUAAAACUAGAGUUCGUAAACUACAAAAGCUCAGGUGGGGCGUAUCUGUUCCUGCCGAUGGGAGAGGCAUCACUCAUAGAACCCGGCGAGCCAUACAUCCGGGCUAUACAUGGACAUAUCGUGUCAGAAGUUCACGUGUUCUUACCGCACGUGCGGCAUAUGGUGCGCAUCAAUGCAGUCUCAGGUACUGACGGGGGAGCGUUUGAGAUAGAAAAUAUUGUCGACAUGACACAAAAGUCGAUGGACGAUCGAGAACUCGUCAUGAGGUUUAGGACAGAUAUUGACUCCAGUGGAGUGUUCUAUACCGAUCUGAACGGGUUCCAGUUCACCAGACGAAAGACGCUGAUUAACAAGCCAAUUCAGGCCAAUUAUUACCCAAUAACUACCAUGGUUUACAUGGAAAACGAACAGAAAAGAUUUAACUUGCUGUCAGCACAACCGCAUGGAACCGCCAGUAUGGGCCACGGUUGGUUGGAGGUGAUGCUGGACCGUCGUCUGCUGCGGGAUGACCAUAGGGGUUUGGAGCAAGGCAUGACGGACAACGUGCCCACGCUCAGCAGGUUCAGAGUGCUGAUAGAGCCCAGGACCGCAGGUGUCAGCGACCAGUCUUCCCCUGUCGGAUACCCAUCCUUGGCCUCUCAUCUACUGAGUCUGGCGCAUACCAACCCGUUCCACGUGCUACCAAGGCGCGAGACAGUGGACCCGGAGACCGAGUUAAGUCCCCACUAUUCUCCUCUGCUACACGACCUCCCGUGCGAGCUACACCUCCUCAACUUCCGAACGCUGCAAGGCGUCACCAAUGACUGGAGACCCAAGGAUUCGGCCGCACUUUUGAUCCACAGAGUGGGAAUUGACUGCUCCUUCCCGACCACUGGGUUGCAGUGUAAAGCAAUGAAUGGAAAGAUUCCUCUCGGACGCCUAUUUAAAAACAUUCCAUUUAAGAAAAUCAUGCCAAGUUCACUUUCAUUAAUGUAUGACAAAGAAGCAAUAGAUAAUAAUGAAAUCAUCCAGGUUGAACCUUUAGAAAUAAACGCUUUCAAAAUGGUUUUAUAGAACUGGGCGCACCACGUCAGUGUACAUAAUUGUAUAAAUUACGUCAAUUGUGGUAUUUUAUUAUUAUUAUUCCAAUCAGGGGCAAAAAUUGCCAAAGAAUUAUUUUUAAGAAAAGAGUAGAUUUUGCCUUUUAGUUGGUAAUGUAUCAUGUGAUGUUUGUCCAUUCAGUAUACAAGUAGAUUACGAAGAAAAAAUAAACUGGA
Molecule: messenger RNA, 3483 nt
Organism: Lingula anatina
Lineage: Eukaryota; Metazoa; Brachiopoda; Lingulata; Lingulida; Lingulidae
Product: alpha-mannosidase 2x
Biological process (GO): protein deglycosylation; mannose metabolic process; N-glycan processing
Cellular component (GO): Golgi membrane
Molecular function (GO): carbohydrate binding; alpha-mannosidase activity
Source: RefSeq, a predicted model, not a curated record